This is a messenger RNA of Papilio machaon (common yellow swallowtail), 4014 nucleotides long. RefSeq lists its product as uncharacterized. Bases 285 to 3872 code for a protein of 1195 amino acids. The record is from RefSeq and is a predicted model, not a curated record. NCBI's taxonomy places the organism in Eukaryota, Metazoa, Arthropoda, Insecta, Lepidoptera, Papilionidae. The transcript has 24 exons.
UGUGAAUGCAAGGACGAGUUGUAAAGUGAUAUUCGUUGGUUCGGUGAUAUUAAGUUAAUACUGUGAUAAUAACUUUGUAAAUAUUACGUGGCUGCAGUGUAUGUGUGUACGUGCAAUCUGUUAUGAGUUUUCGAUGGUUAUAAAUCUAUAUGUGCAAUAUUGCGUUAGAAGUCAUUUAAAAUGUUCUGUGUUGAGUUGUGAUUAUUAUUUAUGCAGUGACAGCCCUAUCUGGGCUGAUAUGAUGCGUGUUGUUGGAUGAUACCGGUCAUUUCAUUGUGGAGGUGAUGGAGAAGGCGAAGGCGUACAUAAAGAGCUCGCUGGGCGGCAAGGCGUCGCCAGCGCGCGAGACCGACGCCGCCACGGACGGUGAGCCGCGCGUCUGCUUCGUGUGCGGCGGUGCUGGCCUCGGUGACUGCUAUGCUGUACGCGUGAAGCCCGACCCACAGAGCUCGGAACCGUACUUCCCGUUCCUGGGCGCGCAUCCGCCGCCCGCCGGGUACCAGGCGGAGGGCGAAGAAGAGGGCACGGUGCGCUGCUGUUGCGUCUGUUACACCUUCCUUCGCCAGCAAUGGGAACAGUACGACCGUGAGAACAAGCCUCACUCGCAGCGAUUCUACUGGAUGAAGCGGUUAGACGGGAAACCUUUUAUUGGCGCGGAUAUGUCGUUUCAAGGCGAGUAUGCGGCGCAAGUACUGGGUCUCGGCGCGGAGACGGGGGCGAACCGGGAAGAGUCGGGAAAUCCGGCCACACCGGGCGCCACGGCAGCACCCCGCGCCGCCGAGCCCCCGCCCCCUACGACUGUACCUACACCAACACCCACCACCACACCCAGGCCUAAGGAUGUAGACACCAAUCAUAAUGCCAAGUUUAAUAAUUCAUCCGUUCAGCAGCGAUAUCCCAGCGGUGGUAACGGCGGUGCGGGUGCAACGGAGGAGGAGGGUGUGCUGGACCUUCGGGCGAGGGAUCCCUCCGUAAUCUCGGUCGGAUCCCAGCACUCGGGUGCUUCAGAAUCCGCUGGUUAUCUAGAUGCUGUUAGGUCAACGGUAUCGGUAUACUCGGGCAACUCCAACUCGAGUUCAGAUCGAGAUAUUUUAGAUCUGUCGAUGCCGGAUAAGAACUCGAUGACCGAGGUCUGUUACGUCUGUGGAGAUGAAUACAAGCGCGGUACACUUUGUAAUCUUAACACCAAGGAACCUAAGGAUAAAAUGAACAAGCAGCCGUACUUCCCGAUCUUUGGAGAGCAGCAUCCUCGGCCGCCGCGCUCUCGUCCUAAAGAUGCUCAGGGUACUGUGAGAGCCUGCGCCGCCUGCCACCAUCACCUGCUGCAGCAGUGGAACACAUACCAGCAGAAGGAUGCCGCCUCAACGAAGUCACAGCCUCCCGUCAAGCGCACUGAUACAAACGGCAAUGGAAAGACACGCGGCGUGUCGGCGCACGAGCGCGUGUACACGCUGCGCACGCGACCACCGUCGCUGUUGCCGCCGUCGCCGCUCAGCCUGGCGUCUUCAGGCGACAAGUCGCUAGCGGCGGCGGCGCGCUCGCCAUCUCUGGAGCGACCCCCCAGCCAGGCCACGGCCAGCUUCGUCUGCUACGUGUGCGGUGUGCCCGCGCCCUCCAGCCAACUGCGUCUCGUCUACUGCUGCCCUAACCCCGAACGAGAACCUUACUAUCCCUUCAUCACUGGUCUCAAGCCACAUCCUGACGCCAGUCCCAUCAGUCCACAAGGCAUGGUUCAGAUAUGCGCGUCCUGUUACAAAAGCAUCCCGCACAAGUAUCCAGCGUACGGCGAAAACGGCGAACCGAACGCGGCACACAACAACACACAUGCUAACAAUAUUAGGUUUAAGCCAUACGAUAUGAAGAGCUCUAGUUCCAGUCAAUCGAAUAAGCGGCCAUCUAACGCGCUCUCGAGUAGUCCACAGAGUCAAAUAGUCUCCGGGGAGAAUGGAAUGGGACUGUACAGAUGUUACGUGUGCGCGGGUCUGUUCCCGCAGCAGUCCAUGGAGUGGUUGUCGACAACUGCUGAGUACAUGAACUCUCACGCGAUGCACUUCCCCUGCCUGGUGUCUGCGGGCGCGGGCGCGGGCGCGGGGGCGGGGGCGGGCAGUGCGCGCGGCGGCCGCGUGCUCGCCUGCUCGCGCUGUGUCAGACAUCUCGCACGACAGUGGGAGCUCAUGGAUGCUGAGAGAGUGCCUCUUGAACAUAGAAGAUAUAAUAUUCCAUCGCCGUUACCGUCGAAUUCUUCCAUGAACGGUGACAGAGUGAUACCAACACCACCUUCCACAACAUCUGAUAGAACUGUGGCCAGUAAUAGUGUGUGUACGUCAAUAUACUGCUUCCUGUGCGGGCUACAUUCAGACUUCACGUUGGCUCGCAUCCUGUACGGUCAGCCGCAAGGCAAUGCGCCAUACUUCCCAUGUCUACUCACUCAUCAGAGUCACCCCAACGCCGAGCAGCUCAGAGAGAAAGGCUCGGCUCUAGUCUGCACCUUUUGUUACCAUUCACUACUCAGCCAAUGGAGGAGGUACGAAGCACUGGGCGGGUAUCCUCCAGAGCGUCGUGUGUAUAACACACAUGACUACCACUGUCAUUUGUGUGGCAUCAAGACUUAUAGAAAACGGGUCCGGGCAUUACCUAUUAAAGAAUUUCCAUUUUUAGUUCAAAGGCGGACGGAAAAUUCGUUAUUAUUAGAAAAUGGAGACUACGCAGUAGUUUGUUUAGAUUGUUAUGAAAGUUUAAGGACGCAGGCGCAGGACUACGAGCGGCGCGGUGUUCCAGUAGACAAGCGCGAGUACAACUGGCUGCAGCAACCACCGCCGCCUGAGGACAGCGCUGACGUCACCAUCGCACGUCUGCCCUCCGGCGAUAGAUCCGACAAGCUGAUCCCGCAGUCGUUGGUGGUAUCGCGCAGCGCUUCGAAGCGCAACAGCCCGAAGCACUCAACUGCGCUUCCCGACCGCCGCCUCGCGCCCACUAAACUAGAGAAGCCCGACCAAGGUGUGAGUGCGAACAAGAUCGCCAAGCGAACAGAACUCGCGCCGAACAAGGGGGGCCCGUUCGCGGCGGCGCUCCGAACGCUUGCCAAGAAUGCGGGCCCCGACACCAAGGACGAGAGGUGUGUAGGUGGCGGUGGUGGUACUGGCGGCGCGGGCGCAGGCGAGGGCAAGGAGAAGGCGCCGCCGGUCUCCAAGCGCGCCUCGCCGCACCACCUGCCUGCCAGCGGCUUCCAGCCCUACAGGCCUGAUGACAGAUUGUCGCACCCGGCGGCGGCGGCGGCGGCUGCGGCUUCAUUCCCGCUGCUGGAGCCAGCCGCGUACUCCCCGUACGCACACCCCGGACUGUACUCCAGCGCCGCGCUGCAGUACAGGCUAGCGGCGGAAGAACAAAUGUACCUGGAGCGCGUGUUUCGCAGCGGCGUGGGCGUGGGCGUGGGCUGGCUGCCGCCGUACGCGCUGUACCCGCCCCUCGCCCCGCCCCUGCCUCUAGUGCCCCACGCGCCCCACCCCGCGCACGCCGCACACGCCGCGCACGCCCACGCCGCCAGCCACGCCGCGCACGCACAGCACGCGCAGCACGCCAGCCACGCGGCGCACGCAGCGCACCUGCAGGAGGACAGGGAGAAGGAGAUCGCGAUGCAGCGAGAACGGGACCGGGAGAGAGAAAGAGAAAGGGAAAGAGAACAGAGAGAGAAGGAGCAACGUGAGAGAGUUGCUCGCGACAAGGAGACGCGGCGCGAGGAGCAGCGCUCUGCUGCGGCGUAUGGCGGACGUGCGCCGCUACUCUACAGACCCUUCAGACCUUACGAGACAGACCUCGCGCACGAACACACAGACCCCGAGCGCGGUGAGAGCAACGCGGACGCGCCCGCGUGACCGCCCCCCACCCCACCACACGCCCCACACGCCCCACACGCCCCACCACACGCCCACGCGCUACCCACGUGACACACGCAACACACACACUAUGCAAUAUGUACUUACUUACGCUUAUACACUAAGAGUUCUUUCACACAGA